Messenger RNA from Chenopodium quinoa (quinoa), 1395 nucleotides. RefSeq lists its product as uncharacterized. NCBI's taxonomy places the organism in Eukaryota, Viridiplantae, Streptophyta, Magnoliopsida, Caryophyllales, Amaranthaceae. The transcript has 2 exons. The record is from RefSeq and is a predicted model, not a curated record. The coding region runs from base 1 to 1395 and encodes 464 amino acids.
AUGACAGAAAUACUAGCAGCCACUAUAGGAAAGCCAAUGCCUACACAACCACUGCUAUUAUCUCCACCUACUUAUUGUAAUGAAUGUGGGGCGAAGAAAUUCUCCUUCGAAUCUUUACAUUUUUGUUGCGAUAAUGGUGAUAUUAGCAUUGUUGCUAAUGAAUAUCCUCCUGAAUUAGUAAGACUUUUUACUGCAAAAGAUGAAGAUGCAGUGAAUUUUAGAAAAUACGCUAGAUUGUACAAUAACUUAUUUGCAUUUAGUUCAAUUGGUGGUAAAACUGAUAGAGAAACUUACAAAGGCAUAUAUGUUUUUAAAUUACAUGGCCAAAUAUAUCACUCUGUGCCAGAUUUAUUACCUGAUGAAAAUGGCCCGAAAUAUUUGCAAUUAUAUUUUUAUGAUGGUCAAAUUGAACUUGAACAUAGAAUAAACUGUUUCUCUGAGUUAAGACAAGAUGUUAUUGACAUAUUGAUGCGAGUAACUGAGAAUAAUCCAUAUGCUAGAUUUUUUCGAUCUUUGAAAGAAGUAAAUGUCAAUGAAACUACUAAUAUCAUAAUUAAUUCAAACACUGUUCCAGAUCAGAGAGUGUACAACGCUCCUAUAUCAGUUGAAGUUGCUGUCAUUUGGCCUGAUAGUGUUUCAUCAAGUCAUAGUUCAUGGCCACACAUUCUUGUGACGGCAAAAUCUGCAAAGUCGCAUCGCAUUGCCCAUUAUUAUGGGUGCUAUGACCCUUUACAGUACCCUUUGCUAUUUCCUAAAGGCGAAUGUGGAUGGAAUCAGGGUUUAAAGAAAAUCUCUCAUGGUGGAGACAGACAAAUAGCAAGUGAACUUGAUCCUAUUCAAUCAUGUGCGGUGCACAUCACGGAAGAUUUUCUUGAUGCAGAAGAAACUCGUAAAUACUUGCAACUUUCUGAUGUAUCAGCUCGUAGAAGAAAAACAAAAGCUGAUAGAUAUAUCUCUGCUAGAGAAUAUUAUGCUUAUAAGCUGCAGAUUAGAGUAGGAAACAUGCUUUUAAGAGCAAGUCGUGCAUUUUUGCAAUAUAUAACAGAUAAGUACAUCAAAGUUGAAAACACAAGAUUAGAUUUUUUCCGACAAAAUCAGGAUACAAUAAGAGAUGAUCUCUACAAAGGUAUUCUUGACACUGUACAAAGUGGAGAGACAAGUGCAGCCAAUGUUGGACAUAAGUUCAUUUUGCCACCAUCUUUUAUUGGAGGGCCUCAUGAUAUGAAAAGGAGAUACUUAAAUACAAUGGCCCUUGUGCAGAAGUAUGGGAAGCCUGAUCUCUUUGUCACCAUGACAUGUAAGGCUAAUUGGGCAGAAAUAAAAGCGGAAUUAGAGCUUGGUGAGACUGCACAAGAUCGACCAGAUUUAGUUCUCGAAUUUUCCGAACAAAGUUGA